Phymastichus coffea is the source of this 1889-nucleotide messenger RNA. RefSeq names its product DNA-binding protein Ets97D (gene Ets97D). Bases 260 to 1648 code for a protein of 462 amino acids. The transcript is spliced from 5 exons. Gene Ontology annotation, biological process: cell differentiation; regulation of transcription by RNA polymerase II. Gene Ontology annotation, cellular component: nucleus. Gene Ontology annotation, molecular function: sequence-specific DNA binding; DNA-binding transcription factor activity, RNA polymerase II-specific. Lineage: Eukaryota; Metazoa; Arthropoda; Insecta; Hymenoptera; Eulophidae. The record is from RefSeq and is a predicted model, not a curated record.
GUAACUGUCGAGGAUCUAAGAGUGGAUGUGCAAAUAAAUAAGCUAACCUAAUUUAUUAUUUAAGGAAUGUCGAAUGUAAUGCCAUAAAUUCUUUUACUAUUAUCUCGAUUUUUUUGUUUUUAAGCGUCAAUUUAUAGGACUUUUGAAGAAGUGCAAAAACAAAAAUAAAAAGAAUCCGACCUAACACUAACUAAGAUUAUUUAGCAACAUUUUUUAUUAAAAAGCGAAUAUUAAUACUUAAUAUCAAAUAUCAAUUGAAAUGAAUAUUGUUCAUCAGUGUAGAGAUUCAAACAAAAGUUGUGGUGUUGAUGAAGAAUUAGAAUUCUCAACAAUGAAAAGAAUAAAAUUAGAGCCAGGUGGUAUUUUUUCUCAAGAUGAUGACAUAAUAGCUCAGUUACAACAAGAAUCUUCAGAUUUAGAAGUUGAACCCAGUUUCACGUUAGAAAGUGUUGUGAAUGGAGAUGACAACUAUGAAGGUGUAAUAAAGCAGCACAUGGAUAUUAGAGAACCUUUAUCAACACUUAGAAAUCUAUUAGAGCAAAGAUUGAGUAUUGAAUUAUUGGAUUAUACCUUUUGGUUACAAGAUACGCAAAUGUUUGAAAGUCAUAAGAACUUAGUGGAUCAAUGUGUACAAGGUGAGGGUUUGGUACAAGUAAAUGUUCAGAUUAAACAAUCUCAGAAGCGUAUAAAUAUUGUUGAUGUAUUAAAGCCAACAGAAGACUACAUGGAUACUACAGAAAAUAACUGUAAGGGUAGACUUAUUAUUAUAUUUUUAAAUCAUACAAAAAAUUGUCUAAAUAUAAUAUAUAUGCAUAUAGUGCCAUUAUUCAUACCAGAAGAAGAAAAUAAAACUGUUAUCAGAUGGAUAGUUGAUGCUCAGUACAAAAAAGAUCAGGAACGCUUGAAAAUCCCUACUGAUCCAAAAGAGUGGACACAAACGCAUGUAAAACAUUGGCUUCAAUGGGCAGUUAGACAAUUUAAUCUUGUUUCUUUAAAGCUUGCUGAUUGGAAUAUAACAGGUCUUCAACUUUGUAAUUUAACUCUUGAAGAAUUUCAAAUGAAAGUACCUCUUGAUCCAGGAGAUGUGUUUUGGACACAUUUAGAAUUAUUGAGAAAAUGUAAGUUUGUCGCUGUUGUACAAAAAGAAUGUCACUCACAAAUAAAUAACAACAAAAUUGAUAAAAAUGUGAAACCUAAAUUGCCAAGAACCAGUAAGCCUCGAGCGAUAACUACUCAUUCAAGUCGAAUUCUCAGUAUGCCACUAGCAAAUCUUGAAUCUACAUCUCUUGCGCUAAGUACAACAAGCAAAUCAGUAAAUAGUGGCCAAAUACAGCUUUGGCAAUUUUUAUUAGAAUUAUUAACUGACCGAGAGCAGAAAAGUGCUAUUCAAUGGAUUGGAACUGAAGGAGAAUUCAAAUUAAAUCAACCUGAAGCGGUUGCACAGUUGUGGGGAGCAAGAAAAAAUAAGCCAUCAAUGAAUUAUGAAAAACUUAGCCGAGCUUUACGUUAUUAUUAUGAUGGUGAUAUGAUUUCUAAAGUACAAGGAAAACGUUUUGUAUAUAAGUUCGUCUGUGAUCUUAAACAAUUGCUAGGUUAUUCUGCGGCUGAAUUAAGUAAAUUAAUUGAUGAAAGUAGACAAUACUUCUAAUCAGUUGUUUUACGACGUAGGAUCAUUCAUGAGAAUUUUCAAGUAAAAAAUACUAUGAAUUUCAUGUAUCUCACCUUCAUUUUUUUAAAAAGAUAAUAGUUGUAUAAAAUUGUACAUCGUAAAUAUUAGUAUAUUUUAUACUUUUAUCACAAGUUAAUUUUUCAUAAUAAUAUAUUAAAGUAAAUAUAAGUUUUGAAUAUCAAACAUCUGUACCAAGAACAACGAAUGUAAAGCAAUUAUA